Messenger RNA from Neospora caninum, 5886 nucleotides. RefSeq lists its product as uncharacterized. The coding region runs from base 1 to 5886 and encodes 1961 amino acids. The record is from RefSeq and is a predicted model, not a curated record. NCBI's taxonomy places the organism in Eukaryota, Apicomplexa, Conoidasida, Eucoccidiorida, Sarcocystidae. The transcript is spliced from 30 exons.
AUGGAUCCUGGACGGAGGCUGAUGCCAACUCCUCUCGGCGGGAUCGCCAGGUCCGCACUCGUUUCCCUUGCAAUCGCCUUCCAGUGCCUUCAUGGCGAUUUCACCCUUGCCGCUGGACCGUCUCCACCACGGGUUCCAGCACGGGGCGCAUCGUUGCCCAAAACCUACAUGGCGGCGCCCCAAGUUCUCCCCUCGGGAUUCGAGCUAAUCGAGGAAGUCCCGAUCCUCGCAAAGAACAAGAUCGAGUUCCAGUUCCAGGACGGCCUGUCGCCAGUUCCCGCCGGAACCAUACUUUUCGAAUGCGACCCUGCAACCCGCGGUGAUGCCACUCUCAGAAAGCUGGUCGCCUACAUGCCAACGGACGCGAACACUCCCACCUUCACCCCUGUGUUCGACAAAGACCAUAAUGCGCCCAUCGCCUGCGGUGCGGACAUCGCCCGACAGUGCUUCGCCGUCGGAGACAAGGGCGUGUUAAGACCUCUGAAAGAUAAAGAAUCGGUUGCGGUGGGAUCCAGCACCGCUGUCUACGAACUCCUUCCUGGAAACCUCGGACGUUUUGUGUCCACGAGCCUCUCGACACUGGUGGCGCGGCGAACGGGCACGUUCCUUCUUGAGCAGCUCCUCGGGAUGUCUGUGGGCAUUUGCGAAGCCCCAUCCCCGAAUGUUCCCGUGGACUUCCCGGCGCUCACAGGCGUGGAACAAGUGGAUCCUUUCUCCCACUCGAUUUCUCCUGUUUCCUCGCUCCGGCCUGCCGCCCACUUGCCUGCGCCCUUGGUGAAAACCGGCGAGGAAGUCGAGGUCUGCACGGUUGCUCGACAAGACCUCGUCCACGACGGAGAUGACAAAGUGUUCUUGUUGCGACCGCGCUCUGAGGCCAGUACAGAGGACGGCGCCGCAUUUCCCGUCCUCGGCGGCCCGAUCGUCUGCAUGAAAUCCGAGAAGGGAGAGACCCUCGCUCACCUCGACCAGAACAUUCCCGUCGGAGGAGGCGAACUGGCAAGCGCCGCGAAUCUGCUCACUCCCGUGGCUGUUGCGGGGAAGAGUCAGCCGCCGACGUGCGAUUUGGGGCCCGAUUCGCACACCGUCGCGACGCUGCUCCUGUCGGUUUCGACGGACCCGUCGCAUCCAGUGGAGCGUGGGGCAGACGGGAAUGUCCAGAAAACCGCAUUGCACCACUUCACCGCCCCCUACGUCCCGUCUGUCAACUCGUCUGUCAUUGUGGAAAUUGCGAGUCCAGUGUCGUGGGAGCCUCAGGCGCUGAAAGCCAAGUGUAAAAUCGGCGCGUCGCUGGCCGCGCUGCAGCCGCAUCUGCUGCUGAAGUCCGAGGUGCCGCACGGUACUCCAGUUGAGUGCGAAGUUGUCCACUUGGCGGCUUUCCACUCGCAAGGGCAAUUGCUGAUGAUCGCGCCAGGGCAAAGGCCGGGCCAGGGCGCACGGCCUCUGCUCUUGCCACCCGGUUCUAUUCUGCUGAACCAGGAGGACGGCGUCCCGGAGGGAGUCUUUCAGGUGCUCGUCUACGACCUCUGGGAAGCUGACGGCCUUCGCGCAGUUCUCAAGCAGCUCUACUACCGCGGCAAGGACCUGGACGCGUCGAUUCCGGUGUAUGUCCAGACGGAGGGAUCGCGUACGGUCGCCGUCGGCUCCUUCCACAGACGCAAGCGUAUCUUCACACCUUUCAACGGGAUUGACCCGACAGAGAGAAGCAGAGACAUCGAGACAGAGGCCCCGUUUUACUACACUUCCUUCUACGGUCUCCCCGUCGAUGUUGGUUUCACCAACCUGAAAUCCGGAGUUGGAUUCUCCGUCAAGCGCACUCCUGAAGCUCUCCUUUUCCUUGAGGACCUCCUCAAAACUCCACUCGCUCCGGCUAGUCAGGCAGCCCUUGCGGAUCUCUCGCCUUUCACUCGAGAAGCAGAGGAUGUUCUCUCGCGUCUUCACCGCCUCAAGGGCCACUUUUCCCGACAAAAAUACGCUGCACAUGCCCCGGUGGUUAUCCCAAUGCUGAAUGGAGGACUGGCGGCCAUUGCGAAGCGCCUCCAGGAGGCUGAUCGGAUGUUUCUUACGGUCUACCCUCGCUCGCGAGGAACCAGGAUCUCCGACGUGCAGGUCCGUCUGAACUAUUUGGACAACUCGCAAACCGCCAUGACUGUCAUUCUCCGUCUGCCCAUGAGGCUGAACGCAUUCCUUUCCGCCACCCACCUCGCCCCACAAGUCCACCGCAAUCUGGCUCUCCUGCUCGAAGUCAUCGAAGACCCACACACGCCUCUGGAAGCCCUUCUUCUGGGCAACAGCAAAUUCGGCGUAUAUGCGGAGGCGGUCCGCAUUGCCGUCAAGCUCCUCAGGGCUGGCCACUGCAGAGCUUGUGCCGACGAUGAAAUCGAGCGGACGACGCCGUCGGCGGACGUUGCUGAAGGCCGGUGCGGCCGCUGUUCUGCCCGGCGCAUGAACGACAUUGUUAUACUCGACCUCCACGAUAUUCAGCCCUCUGCGGCGACAAUGCCGACCACUGGAACGUGGAUGAAGUGGAACGACGAGACUUUCCUCAUUAGCUUGCCUCCGGAUUCAAGCGCCCCUAUCUAUCGGCGGUACGGAAUCGAAUUCGACUUGCACACCACCCUCGAUCUUCCCAGUCGUCUGGCCACGCGCUUCAAGCAAUAUGCGGGGGCGUGCAUGCGCUCGCAUCUUCUCCGGAUGCUUGAGCCGCUGUUUGAGAAUCCAGGCCUCAACAAGAACUGCCCCGCCUUGUCGAAAUUCGCGGCCGCGCUUCUACGCGGCUUGCCAUUCUCGGAAGCAGCUCCUUUACUCGAAUCGUCGAAACUUCUGCUUCAACACGUCGUCGGCGCAUGCAACAUUCCUGAAGCCUCCUGGGCCAUUGACAAGUGCCUCGACGACGACGGAGACUUGCUCGGUUACCGCCGCAUGCCGGCUAUGCGGCCGCUCGGACGCACACGACUUGCCAACAUCAUGCGUGGGAUGAUGUCGCCAGUCUCUUCUUUGCACUUCUUGACUGCGAUGGCAACGGGAGAAGAACGCAUCCGGACUUUCCCGUCAGGUCGCCUCUCCACCACGGCUCUUGAGCUUUCCCACGACGCUCAAGCCGUGCUCCGCGGAACUGGAGACAACCCACCGCCGCUCCCUUCCUACGUGUUCGGUCCCCGAAGCCCGCUUGGCGCGGUUGCCGCUGCUGCCGACGAGCUGACUGGUCGACGAGCCAUUCUGCUCAUCUCGUCCUUCAGCGAGAAGCCGAUCAAGGUGCUCGAGGAAUUGCUUGGUCUGAACCCACGCUCCUCGACUGCGGUCCCUCCUCCGGACUCCCUACUGACAAAAUACCAGGCGCCCGUGCUUUCUUCCGUCGAUCGCACAAUUUUUGAUCGCCAGCCCCGGCAGUCGGUGCAGGACUUUAUUUCUUCCUGCUUCACGGACCUUCCCGAGAUCUGCGCGGGGGCGUACAACGCCCUAGGCUGGCCCCUCUGGAAAGUGCCAAGCGACGACAAGGAGUUGCACGCGUUCGACAAAGCCGUCAACGAGAUGCGCGUUCGCCUCAAUCGGGAACAUAUGCCAGAGCGUCUCCGCAGCGACAUCCAGCAAGCCCUGUCGGACUUUGACGCGCUUCCCGCCGAGCCCGAGCCGCCCGCACCGACACCCGAGCCGCCCGCACCGACGCCCGAUGCGAUGGCACGCGAGGCGCAUGGGCAAGAGACCCUCGAGGACAGGAAGAAGGAGACAGACGAGCACCAGGGGCAGCCGGACGCAAAAGGAGACGACCUCCAGGCGGAACAGGACGCAAAGGCAGACGAUGAAGAGCCAGCUGCGGCGUCGACGUCAACCCCUCAGGAGCCGUCGAAACAAGGCUUCACCGUUUUUGAGCUGCCGCCCGCCGACAGUCUGACCGCUGCCGGCUCCAGGCACGGCUCUCUCUGGGGCCAAGGCCAGAUGCCUAACGCGUUCCUCGGCUCCUCCCAAGCUCCCACGACCACGUCUCGACGCCUGGCCUGGCCCUACAUUAACAAGAUGCUCACCGCCAAAAAUGGUCCGAUGACUCGAAUGCCCUCCUGGGUGCGGACCUCAGAUACCUGCUCUUGUCUGGAUCCCGAACUCUCCAAUGGAUGUCGCAUGGACUCUGUCAAGUCGACGACGGACGUGGUCUUCCGUCUGUCGCUCCUGGUUCCCCCUGCGGUCGAGAGAUACAUUUCGUCGCAGGCCUCCAGCAGACAGCUCGAGCCGCCUUUCGCUGCCUUCUGCGCCUCAGUCGGCAUCUUCGUCUCUUCUUGGCAGCAACAUCUCGUUGCGGGAGGCCACGAGGAAAAGGGAGGCAACAUGGCGCACUCGACCUUGGCGGCCCGCUUGGCUCAAGGCCACAAGUACCUCUUGAAGAACUACUCGGACGACGGCUCCUCCGACCACAAGCACUGGCGCGAAAGGCGACGCAGAUUCAUUGCUUUUCAGAAACAUUACCUUUAUCGCCAGUGCCGGGCCCUGAUGGUCGCCGCCGGCAAUGUCGCGUACGCGCCUUAUAAAUCCAAGUCCUUCCCCGCUGCCUCCCUCUACGGCGGGAUCGCAAACACGUUGGACACGCCCUUUACGGACAAGGAGCGAGCUCUCCACGGCCUGACCGUUUGGAGCGAAAGGAUUCUGCGCCGCCACCGCAACAUCCUGCGGCGGGUCGGACGGGCAAUGCUGCGUCGUCCGCCUCAGGCUCCGAAAAUCGGUGCUCUGUUUGCCGCCAUGCACAUGUCCCACCUGUUCAAGGACUGCUUCAACAUGGCCGGCGGCAUUCUUCUCAGGACGUGGUACUACAUGCAUGUCGAAGGCUCCAAGCUUCUAGCCGAGGCAGGCCGCCUUCCGGGCGUCGGAUCCAUGCUCAGCGCAGUCAGCUUCGGCUUCGCAGGAGGCGUCGACGUGCGUGACAGUCUCUUUGCCCCAGCGUUCCGCGAGAUCUCCAAAGUGGUAACGCCCGUGUGGGAAUCCGACAGUCUCUUUACAUCGCUAGCUGCCUAUACCCCUGGAGGCGCCGUACGCGCUUCUCAAAGGCGGUCGAUCAAAUCCACGAGCUCUGGAGGAGCCGAGGGAGAGAAUGGGAAAGGGCAAGCGUCGCGCAGCGAGAGCGGUUCAGCAGAGAAUCUCCUAGACCCUGAAAAAGUCAUUGGCGAAGGCGGGUCUAUGCCUGUCCCAGCGUCGCUCCGCAAAAGUUCAUCUGACGACUCAUCCAGCUUUCUCUCGUUCGGCGAGGCCGUUCACGAUGAAGAGGAAGGCGCUUCAGGGCCAGCCAAGGGCAGUCGGAUCAUUGCCAGUUUCCGUUAUAAUCCUAAAACGUUCUCAGAUCCGAAUAGAGAGCUUAUGGUUGUAGACGUCCCUGUGCCGAUCUCUGCCGUGGAGCGGCGCAGCCUCACGUCCUUCACUUCCGACGGCGUUCUGCGCUUCAUCCAGCAGAAGCUCGCCUCGCUCCACUCGCAACUGAAGGUCCGGGGCGGGAAAUCGGAGAACGGCCCUCUUUCCCUUGUUCAGUUCCAGAAACAAGCAGGACGAAUCGCUGGAGAAGAAAAAGCAGUCGAGGCGGCAGGCAGCCGGAAGGCAGCAGCGACUGAGAGCAAUUCCAACAAGCAGUGCCACGAACAGACGUGGGAGAGCAGCCUUGUUGGAUUUCUGGCCGACCAACUAGACAAGGAUCUGAAGCGCAAUAAGGGCACUUCAACAAGCUAUCUGGAACUUGGGCACCUGUCCUUGCCAACAUUUUCCGCCGGAGCUUUCAUUUCCCGUGCGAUGAGAGACGGCUCCGCCGACACCGUCGUCGCUGUGCAAAUGCCCGAAGCUGGCGACGAUUCACACCUCAACCUGGAAGGCAGCACCCUGGACUUCAGCCGUCCAAUCUCUAUUGGGCACAUGUGA